GCGCAGCGAAGUAAACGCUGGCCAAUGUGUUGAGCGGUUAAAUAAGAAAAGUUGACUCCUACAACAAGUAGGAAAAAUCCCAGCUAGUAUUCUGCGACAGCUAAUUCAGCGAUAAACGUCCGAGUUGCCAGCUCCAGCUUCAGCUCGAAUCAGUGUGGCCAACUCUGUAUUUGCCCAGUUGCCGUUGUGCGUGGCAAAUUUAAGUGCAACAUAUGGCAGACAGCAUCGAUGCCAAAAUGCAGUCCGCUUAUUCUAAGAACUGUGCGCACUUUCUCUGGUGGGCCGUUUAUCAUGGCAAGCAAUGUACAACAACAGCAACAACAGCGGCGACAACACUCAGCAACUAAAGUGCAACAGCAACCACAGCGGCAGCAGAGGCAGCGACAGCAGCAACAGCACCAACAACAGGGAGAAUGCUCUAAGCUGCGAUUGUCUCAAUCUAAACAGAUUCCACCCAAAGAUAGACCACAACAACAACAUAUACGUUCACUGCAUGCGCAUGAGUCGACGUCCAACCUGGAUGCACGGAAACAAGCAUUGAGGCAGCUGCAGUUCGGUUCUUUUGCGGCGCUGCUGUUGCUGCUGCUGCUGCUGGCCACACAUGGAGAUUCUGUUGAAGCGGAGGGCAAUGUUGGCUGCCAGUUUGUUAGGACGCUUUGCAUACCCCAUUCCGAGGUCUGCUACGAUGACAACAUCUUUGGCAAGUGCAUUCCCACCACCGGCGUCGACGUUGAGGAUAUUGAGAAGACACCACUUACCGAGGACCAAUCACGUCUGCUGGCCACAAUGCUGGAGGAGCUGCAGGGCGCCGGCUUAGGCUGGGAUCAUCACUAUGUACAGUGUCGCAUCCAAGGAGCAAUCUUCUCGCUGCAACGCCAACAGCAGCUGCCACCGAAUCUCUGUGCGAAUCUGGCGCCGGCACCUCCGGAGUACCUUGAUCCCACCAGUGCUUUGGCCUACGUACGCUUCACACCACCGGAGCUGCAGGAGCAGCAGCAACAGCAGCAGCGGGAGGCGAAUCUUGACUACAUUGAUGAGCAGCAGUCGAGGCCGUCACAAUUAUAUCCGAUGUUGCAAAAGAAACAGCCCCAGGACAGUGGUUUCAAUAGCAUCCUGCAUCAGUUGCAGCUGCAGGAUCGUCGACGUCUGCGACAUGAUCCGGGAGAGCUGGAGCACUAUGGCAAGCUGGAUGUUCACCCAAAGGGCAUGCAGGUGGAAAUGCCAAGCGUAAUGAAUGCUUUUCUCGAUACGGAACGACAGCGCAUUGAACGCGAGCAGCAGCUGAGGAUAGCGGAGCUGGAUGCCAGUCAGAAGGCGGAGCAGCAGAAGCAGCUGGAACUCUAUCAUAUCUUAGCUGAAUCCGAGCCCGAUCCUCAGCCCUUUCAACGCAAGCCACAGCCAGCCAAUGCCAUGGAUGAACUGGAGGCGAUUGUGGAGCAGCAGCAAAAGUUGCAGCAACAGCAGCAGCAACAACAACCGCAGAUGCAGCAGCAACAGGAGCAGGAUCAACCACAUGCGCCUGUCUAUGUGCCCGAGGAAGUGAACGAGUCGAGUGAGCUUUACUUUCCGGAUAACUAUGCGCCCUUUAAGCGUCGCGAGCAACCCCAAGUGGAGCAGCCAAAGCGCUCCUUCUUCCGUGAGCUGGCCAACGAGCAGGGAUUGCCCCAGGAGCCGUUGGUUGAGCUGCAAGCACCGCCAGAGUUGAUAAAACGACGUCCCAGCAACAGCGAAUCCAAUGCACUGGAACAGCAGCAGCAGGAGCAGCAGCAGGCGCAGGAGCUAGCCUUUGAGUCCAACUUGCGUCGCAAUUCUCUGACACCCUUGGAGGAGGAGGCCAUGUUGGCCUCCAAUAGUUAUCCCCGCUCCCUGCACAAUCAACGCGUUUACACCGAAGGUGGUUUGCUGUUGAUGCCACAGGAUGAGCUGCUGGAUGCCCCACAAGCGGAUGAACCCACGGACCUUAAGCAUUCUCUGCUGGCCAACAUGUUGGGCUUUGCCCGUCACGAGCGUCUGGAUGUUAAGAAACCUGGACCGCAAUUGGGGCCACCAUCGGAGCUGGGUACGGAGAAGCCGCGACGCACCGAAGAUGGCAACAAGGAGGUGCUGCCCGCCCACAUCAAAGGAGGCGAUGUCAACGAGCCCUUCAAGAAGAAGAAGGUCGUCAAGGAGCAGCACUCGGACGACGAUCAUGCGCCGCACACCGUAGACACUGAAUAUGCACAUGUGUUCGUCAAGAACCCAAUCGACAGCUGGUACGAUGGGCAGCGCAUUAUGAAUGAGCUGGCACAAAUACUACACAUGCAGGGAUACUUUUCUUAUUUAACCGUUCAACCACACGAAGUCAGCUUCCGGGUUGACUCAAACAACCCCGAGCGCAAGACGGCCGCCGAUGUGGCACGCUACAUCAACGAGAACCGCGGCGUCAAGAACAACAUUCAGCGACGCGUUGGCUUCUACGUCCUACACGCUGGCGUUGGCGAUCGCGUCAAGGAUUUGCGUGAUCCCAGCAUCUCCGCAUCCCGCAUUGAGUUGGCCGAACAGGGUCCGGAUGUCACUCACAUAAUGGCCUACAUGUUCGCCGGAGCCGGGGCAGCGGCUGUGCUUGUGAUCUUUGCUACAUUGAUUCUGAUCAAGCGGCACGAUCGCAAUAGGGACAAGCUUGGUGGUCUGCAGUCGGGCGUGUCGGGGGCAGAGAGUUGCAGCAAGGACUAUCAGGAGCUGUGCCGUGCUCGCAUGGCGGGCAAAAAUGGGAGUGCAACCAAUGGAUCAGGCAGUGGAAAUGCUGGAGCAACUGGAUCAGAGACGGCGCACAGUGGACGCAUCACAUCCCUGAGCAAGGAGAAUGAGGGCCGACCACCAUCCUCGCGUUCCAGCACUUCAUCAUGGAGCGAGGAGCCUGCCCUGACGAACAUGGACAUCUCAACCGGACACAUGGUGUUGUCUUACAUGGAGGAUCAUCUGCGCAACAAGGGACGCCUGCAGCGGGAAUGGGAGGCUCUAUGCCGUUAUGAGGCCGAGCCUAGUGCUCGGGAUGCCGCUUCCCAGCCGCAAUGCGCCAAUCUGAACCGACCUGGCGCUCCGCUUCCAUACGAUCACUCCCGAGUUGUGCUCAACCAUCUCGCCAAUGCUGAAGGACUCGACUAUGUGAAUGCCUCUACCAUUACUGAUCAUGAUCCACGCGCCCCUGCUUACGUGGCAGCCCAAGGUCCGCUGCCCUCGACUCUGGCGCAUUUCUGGCAAAUGAUUUGGGAACAAGGCGCCGUUGUCAUCGUCGCCCUUUGUCGUCUGCAGGAGAAUGGCGAGGUCGCCUGUGCGCGCUACUGGCCGGAAGAAGGGGCGGAGGUUUAUCACAUCUAUGAGGUUCACUUGGUUAGCGAACACAUUUGGUGUGAUGAUUAUCUCGUACGUUCUUUCUAUUUGAAAAAUCUGCGCACCAGCGAAACUCGCACCGUCACCCAAUUUCAUUUUCUUUCCUGGCCACAAAUGGGCGUGCCUCCCCAGGCCAAGGCGCUGUUGGACUUUAGACGCAAGGUGAAUAAAUCAUACCGUGGCCGAUCCUGCCCCAUUGUGGUGCAUGGCAGCGCUGGCGCCGGACGCACUGGCUCCUACAUCCUGCUGGAUCUGGUGCUGGGACGCAUGAACAAAGGCGCACGCGAGAUUGACAUUGCUGCUACAUUGGAGCAUCUGAGGGAUCAGCGAUCUGGUGUUGUUGCCACACGGCAACAGUUUGAGUUCGUGCUGAUGGCGGUGGCCGAGGAGGUGCAUGCCAUACUGAAGGCCUUACCAGCGAAUACUUCGGGCGAGAAACGCGAACUGGACAAGGACGGAGGCGUCACCAAGGAGCCUCUGAAGGAGGACAAAGCACAAGAGGCAGCCGAAGAGGAGGCGCCUACCAGCAGCACCAAAGCGGCAGCCAAGGAGAAGGAGCGGGAGAGGGAAAGGGAGAAGGAGAAGGAGCGGGAGCGUGAGAAGGAGAAGGAGAAGGAAAAAGAGAAGGGCAAAGAGAAGGAGCAGCCCAAGGCAAUCGCUGAGCAAAAGAUGCCAGCUAGGACGACGUCGGCCAAACACCAACAACAACAUCAGGCCAAGAAGUAAAGAAAACAUGGCUAAACACUUUUAGUUCAAAUCUGUUUGUUGCAGCGUUUCGGGGGUCCUUUUUAUUAUAGCUUAUAUAAGUUGUUGUUGUAGCUGAAAUUAAAUACGUUUCCCUAUAAUUUGGCAUAAGCAAUUGGAAGGUUCGAAAAUGGCUUAAAAUGGUUGGCAAGAGAUGGAAACAUUAUUAGAAAUAAAUAAACAAUUUAAGUUUCAAACUAAAAUUAAGUUCUGCACUUACAACAAAAAGAAUGCACCACAAAAACCAAUAAAUAAAAAUCUAAAGAUAUAGAUGACGAUCUAUAAAAAGGCGUGCAACGCUGUGGCAACAUUUGCCCAUGGUCGGCACGCGGCUUCAGGUGCACACACCAGCCCGUGGCAUUUGGAGUGCGUCUCUGGCGCGCUGUUGCAAGUGUUGGCGACGGCGUUGCAUGUUGCACGUAUCGGUGUCCAGCACAAUGAAAAUGCACCUUAUUCUUGUAUUUCUACUCGUAUACCUAAAAUCAUAUUUGAGUGUUAUUUAAAUGGUAUCAAAUAUAUAUAUAUAUAUAUACAACAUACAUAUAUUUAUAAACAUUAUAUACAUGUGUAGCUGUUAAGCAUUUAAUUCAAUUAUGAAAUGCAUUUUACUUACGCGUUUAUCGAUGUUGGAAAAAAACAAAAAAACAUAACUACAUAAUAUCCACAUGAAUAUCGAACAAUUAAAUCUUGAAAUUAAACUCAAUUGAUUGAUGUGCUUGAAAUAACCAGACGAAAGAAGAAGAAACAAUCGAGCUAAAUGGUAUACAUAUGCCAAAUAUAUAACAACAACAGUUACAAGCCCAACACCCAACAAAAGAUAUACAUCAAUACACUAAACACUCACACAACAAACACACACAUACAUACAUAUACAAUUGAGACAUAUUAAACAUAUACAUAUAAACCGCAAAAGGAUGCAUGCAAAUUUGUACCUAAAGUGAACGAUUCAAACGUUGAGGAAAAUGAGAAAAAUUUCUAUUUACAAGCAGAUACAAAAACAAAAGACGCUAUUGAUGUGUAUGACAAUUAAUUAUACAAGUUUACUACAUAUAUUUAAAAAGUAUAUAUAUAUAUAUAAAUAAAUAAAAAAAUAUAUAUAAAUAUAUAUUAUGUAUACAAUAUAUACAUUAUUCAUAUACAAUAUUGUGAAUGUCAAUAUAUACAUAUACUUAUAACUAACGACUUUAACUAUAUCUGUGUGUACAAGUAUUUUCGAAAAUAUUUCGAAUGUUAUUUUACCAAACCAUAUGUGUGCGAAUUUAUUCAGUUAUUUUCCUACUUCACGCGAAAUGAUCCACAUAUAAUUUACACAAUACCUAUAAGUAUAGAAAAGAAUGUAGACAGCACUCUCGAUCAAUUUGUAGCACAGUUUUAAUACCAAAACUCAUGAUAUCUCUCUCAUCUCAAAAUUGAGGCAGCUAAAAGCUGCGACUGCAGAUUGCUCGGGAGGGAGAAGAAU
Drosophila innubila is the source of this 5572-nucleotide messenger RNA. RefSeq lists its product as uncharacterized. Gene Ontology annotation, cellular component: secretory granule. Bases 229 to 4095 code for a protein of 1288 amino acids. The transcript is spliced from 11 exons. NCBI's taxonomy places the organism in Eukaryota, Metazoa, Arthropoda, Insecta, Diptera, Drosophilidae. Gene Ontology annotation, molecular function: protein tyrosine phosphatase activity. The record is from RefSeq and is a predicted model, not a curated record. Gene Ontology annotation, biological process: protein dephosphorylation.